UAUACAACCUCUCUCACCUUCAUUACAUCCACCGCCGUCUCUGACCGGAUUCUUGAAAACUCCGGCGACUCUUUUACACCUUUCACUGAUUAUUACAACGCAGAGCAUGAUCCAUGGCGGGUCUUACGAAGAAUAAGGUUGUUUCAUCUAGUAUCUAUAUGCCGAAAAAUGGAAUCUUUUCUCUUCCUAGCUUCGUCUUCUUCCUGGUUCUCUUACUUUUAUCUCCGGUGGUUCCACGCGCCGCCGCUCAGCAGCCGCAGACAGACAGCAACGAGUACUACAGGAACUUCAGCCCGUCAAUGGCGGUCAUCAUAGUUGUCCUCGUGGCUGCCUUGUUUUUCAUGGGAUUUUUUUCCAUCUACAUCCGCCACUGCAACGAGUCGUCCGCGGGGAACAGCGUGCGGCAGGCGCUGUCGAUGCGGCGGAGGGCGGCGGCGCGUGGGCUCGACGCGUCGGUGAUAGAGACAUUCCCGACGUUUACCUACGCGGAGGUGAAGGAACACCAGAUUGGGAAGGGAGUGUUGGAGUGCGCGGUGUGUUUGAACGAGUUCGAAGACGAUGAAACGCUGCGUUUAAUCCCCAAGUGCGAUCACGUGUUUCACCCCGAGUGCAUCGACGCCUGGCUCGAGGCGCACGUGACGUGCCCGGUUUGCCGAGCCAACCUCGCUCCUCAACCGGGUGAUGAACCGGUUCAGACCCCCGAGUUGCCAACACAAGACGGGCCACAAGAAGACGGUAACGAUCAGGCACAAUCCGAGGAGAUUUCGGUACAUGUAGUGAGCGAUCAAGAGCAACGGCAACAAGACGGUGAGGGAACUGUCGUUAGAGCGAAAUCGGUUAAACGGAACUUGAGCUUCAAUGUUCCAAACCGACCCCCUAGAUCGUUUUCAAUAAAACGACCUAAAAUGUUCAGCAAGUUUAGAUCACACUCGACCGGACACUCUUUGGUUUUACCAGGAGAGAAUUUGGACCGGUACACCCUAAAAUUGCCGGAGGACGUUAGGAAGGAGAUGAUGAACCGGGCCCGGGUUAGGAGUGUGGCCGUGCAUUUACCGAGAGACGCGAGCUCAAGAAGGGGCUAUAGAACCGGUACCGGAGAAGGAAGCAAUCGAGGCGGCCGGUCUUAUCGUAGGAUGGACCGGUUGGACGGGGAAGGCCGGUCGGACCGGUGGCUUCAGUUCUUUUCACGGUGGCCGUCGAUGAAAUCACCGAAGGUGGUUGCUGAUAACGGCGAGGCUUCCUCAUCCACCGGAGGGAAAACAGCCGUGAGAAUGCCGUCAUUCAAGUGUCUAGAACCCAAAGGAGAUGAAACCGAGUUAAUGCCAUCUAGCUCGGCUCGACCGCCGGUCUAAAAUCAAAUUCCGGUUCAGAGGCAACGACAAAAUUUGAUUGUCAAAGGAGCGCGGUAGAUGCCUCGGGCGGGCCCCACUUUGAAAAUUUCAUGCCGCGAGUGGAGAAAAACUAUUGAGCACGAAAAGAUUGACUUUUGACUUUUUGCGCCGGUUCUUUUCUACUUCUUCUAGAGACUAGAGACUUUAUUUUACAUUUCAUUUUAUUUUUUCAUUUGUAUGAAUAAUUAAAAUGUACUUUUUUUUUUUAUGACUCCUUAUAGUCCUUUCUCUAUCUUUUAUUUUUAAACCUGUGCAUAGUUUUGUACACAUAUAUAUAUUCUUGAAAGUGAAUGUGAAAUUUCUUGAAAUA
Molecule: messenger RNA, 1701 nt
Organism: Ipomoea nil (Japanese morning glory)
Lineage: Eukaryota; Viridiplantae; Streptophyta; Magnoliopsida; Solanales; Convolvulaceae
Product: E3 ubiquitin-protein ligase ATL31
Exons: 1
Coding region: 114-1352 (412 amino acids)
Source: RefSeq, a predicted model, not a curated record